Messenger RNA from Solenopsis invicta (red fire ant), 12911 nucleotides. Its product is annotated as protein stoned-B. The record is from RefSeq and is a predicted model, not a curated record. Lineage: Eukaryota; Metazoa; Arthropoda; Insecta; Hymenoptera; Formicidae. The coding region runs from base 232 to 6549 and encodes 2105 amino acids. Gene Ontology annotation, molecular function: clathrin-cargo adaptor activity. The transcript is spliced from 13 exons. Gene Ontology annotation, cellular component: AP-2 adaptor complex; synaptic vesicle. Gene Ontology annotation, biological process: regulation of endocytosis; intracellular protein transport; clathrin-dependent endocytosis.
CGCCGCCGCCGCCGCCACCGCUGCCGUCGUCGUCGUCGUCGUCGUCGUCAUCGUCGUCGUACUUCUCUCUCUCAACCGAAUACGCCGGCUGUGAGUACCGAGCCAUUACGAGCCGCGACCCAAGCGGACCCACCGAGUCGAGCGGGAUGACGCGAAAAAAAUGUGCGCCGUAUCAACGUGGCUGAUGAGGCUGAAAUCGAGCCUCUCACGCACCACAGUAGGUCUUAGAGGAUGCACAAGUUAGCCAAAGGCCUGAAGAAGAAGAAAAAGCCGAAGAAGGGCAAGAAAGGGGCGGAGGAGGAGGAUUUCAAUCCGGAAGAGCUCGAGCGUUAUCGGCGCGAGCGGGCAGAGGCCCAACAGAAAGCCGAGGAGGCUGGCGAAGCGACUAAAGGUACCGGAUCCGACGAGUGGAAAAAGUUCCAGGCUUUGACUGCUGGCGUCGAUUCGGUCUUGAGGAAGACUCAGGAUGACCUCGAUCGGAUAAAGUCUACCUCGUUCUUCCAGCGAAAGGCGCCGUUGGAAGAGAAGAAGCCGGAGGAGGCGAACCAGGAGGAUUCCAACAAAUCAUCUUCAAAGAGGUGGGUGGGCUUCGAUAAAGAGGGUAAUCCAAUCGAAGCCGCACCGUCGGAUAUCGACGGUCAAGAAAGGAAGGGAGAGAGACCGUUGGUCAACGAGGACGGUUUCGUAGAAAUACCGGAAGACGAGGAUGAGCAGGAGGACUCCGCCGAAGAGGAUAUCUUCGACACCACUUACGUCGACGUUCUUCAGAAUAUCGACGUUCAAUUAGCUUACAUACCGGACAGCCCAACCGAGGAGGAGACCGGAGAGGAUCCUUUUGACACCACCAGCGCCGACAAGGUUCUCCGUACGGUUGAUAAAAAGGGUAACAAACUAGUCAGCUUAGGCAAUGCUGUUGAGGUGUUAUCGGGAAGGAUCGAUUAUGUAAGCACUUGCAAAAUCACCAAGGGAAGGCGACCUCGAAUUCAGCAAGAUCUAUUGUUGGACGACUUUGAUGAGGCGGAACAGCCGUCGGUAGAAGCCGUUGCAGCGGAACCGGUAGAAGUACAGAAGACUUUGUUGGAUGACGACAGCGAUCUGCCCGAUAUCCCAGUCGAUUUGACGAAAUUACCGCCUGUGUUACCAAGACCAGUCACUCCCGUUACUUUUACAGCCACUCAGGAGGGCGCAGACUCGACGAACACUGAAAAAACGUUAAAUGGUCCGCUAGAUAUUUCCGAAUUCGAAGUUCUGAAGGAGAAAACGGUUUUGGAAGAGAUUCCCGACUUAGAUGACGCUGAAUUUGAUUUAAACGGCGCGCCAGAUGAACCGGUUUGUCUCGAGGAAGCCGAUGAUCCAUUCGCCGAGAAAGAACCUGAAACGACCGAUUUUCAGACAGAGAUAAUCGAGGCCAGCUUUGAGGCAGCUACCUUCGUUGACGAGGCCGAUCCGUUUGACACUGCAUUCGCGGAAAAUAUAUUACCAGGUAAAACAGAACUGAAAUUCAUCGAGAAAGAGCUCGAAGAAUUACCUGUCUCGGAAGUAUCCAUAUCACUGACCGAUCCCGCUGGCUUGAACAGAGAUUACGAAACUGGUCUACUGAAAUUAGAUAAUAAACAGAAAAAUGGCAGUUCGCUGUUACCCAAGAAAGAUCUGCUAGGCGGCUCGACCACCGAUCUUAGCCAAUUGGCAGACGAACCGAUCGCACCUGUCGAAGAAAUUAUCUACGUAGAUCCCUUUGAUACGUCCGCGGUAAAAGAGCUUCCACCCGGUAAAACAGAACUCAAGUUCUUAGAAAAGGAAUUGCUCGGUGAGCAACCUAGCAGUUGCAUCGAGGAUGACGACGAUUUUGAUCCGAGGAAAGAUGAGGAAUCAGUGAAACAGCCGCCCAUAAAACCGCCACCACCUAGACCAUCCGCACCUGUUAAAUCCGUUCCAGUUAAGCCUGCGUUCGAGGUUAACUUUGAAGAGGACGAGAAGGUCGAAGUAACACCGACGAAUCUCGAAAGAAAGACUUCCAGGCCAGAAGUCCUUGAACUAGCUCCCAUCAAGGCUGUCGCGUUUGAACUACCGACGCCGUCGAAGAGACCUGAUCUUCUCGCGACUAGCGAAGAGGAGAAGACCUUACCUUCUAAACCGCUGACACCGUACUACUCCCAGAAGUCUAUAGAAGAGUCGUUACCGAUAGAAGACGAGGAAGUAGAUGUCGAUCCGUUCGACACCAGUUUUGUUAGUAACGUCGCACCUGGCAAGACCGAGCUCAAACUUAUCGAGUCGGAAUUGUUGAGACAAGAGCCUAAGCUAUCUCACAGUUUGAGCGAUCACGACUUCGACCCGAGGUCUACCACAGAACCAAUUAGAAGACAAAGCGAUUUCAGUGCUACCUCGGUUACACCGGGCAAUCUAAAGCUUGCGCAGUUACAAUCAUCGCUGAUACAAAAGGUUGAAGAAGAAGUUAUCGCAAAACAAGCACCUCAGAGACAGGAGAGCUUGCUGGAUGCGGAAGUCGAGGUCGACGCGAAACCUCUGACGCCUAGGGUUGAGAGCAAACCUAUCGCGGAGGAAGAGGAGAUCUCUUAUUUGGACCCGUUCGAUACUUCUAUCGCGACGAACAUCCUUCCCGGCAAAGCAGAGCUGAAGAUAUUGGAGAGUGAGUUACAGCAAAUUUCUCAACCACCACCACCGCGUCCCAUCAAUCUACCCGCCGUGGUAUCUACGGUUGCGUCAACAGUCCCGGAAAUUGACGAUUUCGAUCCUAGAGCAGACGAAAUAAAAGAGUCCAAGGACUUCCUGUCUUUGGAUGGACAGGAUCCUGGUGACAAAGUGUUGACGCCGCUUCAAAAUAAAGAUUUUAAUUUGGACGACGACGUGGAUCCCUUCGAUACUAGCUUUGCUACUAUCGAGCCUGGACGGACCGAACUGAAACUGCUCGAAUCGGAACUGAUGAAGUUCAAUUCAAUCAUGGAUUCCAAGGGCGGAAAUCCAUUCCUAAUGGACGAUUACGCGGCGGAAGCGGGAGGUGGCUUGCCCCCGCAGGCUUCCAAUCCUUUCCUUCAAGAUUUCACCGACACAGCAAGUUCUGGAGCGGGCGAGAACCCUUUCCUAAAUUUCAGCAGCGAUCAGACGUACGAACCGCCGAUGUCCGUUGAUUCUACCAAUCCGUUUGCCUCUUUCGGCAUUGAAAGUACUGCUCCGAAUACCGGAUUCGAAGCGGCCACUGACAUUAAUACGCCAGCAACCAACGUUUUCACUAGCCAACCAUCUGAUAUCUUUGUUACGUCCGAUAACGCGGGCGUGGAUCUAUUUGGUACGAUGACGACGACGACGGCAGCCGAGAAACAACCGGCGGCGGUCGUUAGUCCGCCGCAGCCAUCUCCGGCGGCGACACCUCCGUCGAGAAAUGGAAAGCCACUGCCGUCAAGGCCACCCCCGCCAAGACCGCAACCACCACCACCACCGAUACCGCAUCCACCGGUACAGCCACCUGCCAAGAACACGAAGGACUUGAUAUUAUCGGUCACGGGGGCAAUGGACGCUACUUCGAACCACCUUCUAGAUCGGUUGCAAGCAACCAGAACACCUAGCCCCACGCUGAUGCAUUCUCCAUCACCCACCCCAGAGCACAGCUUCGCCGAUCUUCUAGACGUCGAUAGCAAUGUGCCGGAUUUGAUUCCGGACGAUAAGGUCGUUGAGCCGCCGAAAAAUCAAGACAUUAUGGACCUCUUUGAGCUUGAUGCACCUGACACAAACAUCACCUCGAGCAGUAUCUUCUCUACUUCCAUGAUCACUACGGGUACUACCAGUCUCACGGGAGCCCCAAUGACAACUGCCGCGAAGGAUAACCCCUUCGCGAGCAUGAGCGAAGAGGCGGUGGUCCCUUCUGCCUAUGGAAUGGAAUAUCCAGAAAAUGUCAUUAGUAGCGAGAAACGGCCUUCAAUGACUUCCCCGACUCCUUUCUCGGUCAUAGAAACGGAUGUCGGACAACCCGGCGCUGUCCUGGACCUUGCGGAACAUGCUCCUGCGGCUCAACCUGUGUCAACAGCAGCUGCUCAACUCUUUCAAGAGGUCAUUUUUACAGGAGCAGAACAGGUUUCCACCGGUGCUGACACAAACUUUUUCUCUAUGGCCAACACAACCACAGCAAUGCCCUUCGCAGCUGCAGCUCAACCCUUGUUUGCUCCGUCGGAAAUCGCGCAGCCCGCUUUCGCCUCGGAUCUACUGGGUGAUUUCGGAGAACCGACCAAGGAGAUUAGCAGUGGUCUGAUCUCCACCAGUCCGACCCCUGGAAUGGAGUUUCCCGGGAACGAGGCUUACCGACCCGAAGAACAGUUGGAUAACUUCGCCGCUACGACGAAGGUGAUCGAGAAUACCGGCGACUCAUUCGAUGCUUUUGCAUCUAAAUUCGAUAGGGCCGCGGAAGUGGAAACUAAUGGCGGUGAUCCCUUCCUGGAUGCCUUUGGCGGACCAACCGCUAUGGACACCUCUAGCGAUGUUUGGGGAGAUUCGUCGGUAGCAGGCUCGGAAAUGACAAUGAGCGGUUUCGGAGAACCCGACGGUUUUGAUUCUUUCUUGAGUAUGACAGCACCACCGCCGGAAACGAAAGUGAAAAGAUCCGAGUCUGCGGAAUCGGAUGAAGGGCCCGAUUUCAGUGUAUUUAUUAAACCGAAAGAAGGAGACCAGAUAAUAACAGCAGAAGGUGGACCUGUACCUACGUUAGCGCCGCCGCCGAAAAGUCCGCAAGUCGCCGCGUAUACAGAUUCCUCGCCGCGUUUCAAUCCCUUCGAUAAAUCCGGAAUUGCGCAGGAUGCUGUGGUAUCCGAAACUGCACAAACGGCCGAAAUGGCUAGAACAGAUUCUCAGGAAACUCCACCUACUCCUUUGUUCGACGAGGAUGUUAGCCAACCGCUCGAGGAUUUCCCGCGGAUAACUUACACCGGUGACGGUUGGGAAAUGCAGUUACGACAGCCGAAUAAAAAGAAAAUCACGGGGCAACGUUUCUGGAAAAAAAUCUUCGUCAAGCUGGUCUAUCAGGGUGACAAUCCAAUCCUUCAACUGUUCAACAAUAAAGAUGACAAAGAUCCGUUUCAAGAAUUACCUCUGCUCGCUUGUUACUCGGUGUCAGACAUUGGCGCCCAACAAUUCGAUCAGUACGGAAAAAUCUUUACGGUGAAGCUGCAAUAUAUCUUCUAUAAAGAGAGACCUGGCGUGCGACCUGGUCAAGUCACGAAAGCGGAAAGACUGACUAACAAACUCAGUCAAUUCGCAGCAUAUGCUAUUCAGGGUGAUUAUCAAGGCGUCAAAGAGUUUGGGAGUGAUUUGAAGAAAUUGGGUCUUCCUGUCGAACAUGCACCUCAGAUUUCUCAGUUAUUCAAACUUGGUUCUCAAUGUUACGAAGACAUGAAACAAUUUUCCUGCGCUAUCGAGGAAGCUCUCUUUAGAUUACCGGCGCAUCGCGACCGGGCUCUAAAUUACAAAAUGGAGGAGGUCCAGGUAACAGUGGUAGAUGAGUUAUACGUUGAGCAGAGUGCUGAGGGUCACGUGGACAAGCAGAUUGCACGUGUUCGUCUUUUCUUCCUGGGUUUCCUUUCUGGUAUGCCCGACAUAGAAUUAGGAAUAAAUGAUAUGUGGCGGCAGGGUAAAGAGGUCGUUGGCAGGCACGAUAUCAUUCCCGUUGUAACGGAGGAAUGGAUUCGCCUGGAGAACGUCGAGUUCCAUUCCUGCGUCCAGCAAGAUGAAUAUGAAAAGUCACGAAUAAUAAAGUUCAAGCCGCCUGAUGCAUGUUACAUUGAAUUGAUGCGGUUUCGCGUAAGACCGCCUAAAAAUAGGGAACUACCGCUUCAGCUAAAGGCUGUUAUGUGCGUUACUGGGAACAAGGUGGAGUUGAGAGCGGACAUUCUCGUGCCUGGUUUUGCAUCCAGGAAACUAGGCCAAAUACCAUGUGAGGACGUGAUGGUUCGCUUUCCUAUACCCGAGUGCUGGAUCUAUCUAUUCAGGGUAGAGAAACACUUCAGGUACGGCUCGGUAAAAUCGGCGCACAGACGAACGGGGAAGAUCAAAGGUAUCGAGAGAUUCUUGGGCGCCGUCGACACGUUAGAACCGCAACUGAUGGAGGUAACUUCCGGUCAGGCGAAGUACGAGCAUCAACAUCGCGCUAUCGUAUGGAGAAUGCCCAGGCUGCCCAAAGAGGGACAAGGCGCGUAUACGACACAUCAGCUGGUUUGCCGUAUGGCUCUCACUUCCUACGACCAGAUCCCAGAAAAUCUCUCGGAAUACUGUUACGUGGAGUUCACGAUGCCGGCGACGCAGGUGUCCCACACGACCGCGAGAAGCGUCAGCCUUCAGAACAGCGACAGUGACGCGCCCCCGGAAAAGUACGUCCGAAAUUUGUCACGUCACGAAUACAGGGUGGGGAUCGAACAUACGCAGGGCGAAGGGCCGAGUGCAUACGUUACAGCGACGAUAGCGAAAAAGAUUCCCGAGAGUACUCCGGAAGUUCAAGAGACGCCUGAACCACCGGCGGCAGAGUCCGAUUCCGAUUCCUCGGAUGGCUAAAUCGGUCGCUAUAAGUCAACGUCGAUCAAUCGGCGCCGCAUUGUAAUAAUUAGUACAUUAUCAAGGGAAGGGAGAAGGUAGGAGAGAGAGCUAAAAAAGGAACGUGUUACGUAAGUCGAACGGUAGAGAGCUACAUAUGGCUGACACACUAGUCGUUUAAGCGGUGAACGUAGGUACUAUAUCGUGUACGUGUUACUAGUCUGUAUACAGAGGGAAAAUUCGCGCGAAUCGGCCACGAGAUGUUUCACGAGUUCGCAAAUAGUUGCAAUAAAGUGCGAAUGAUCAUGUGCGAAAGCGGUUCGGCAUUAGUCAAAUUGACAGGUGUUAUGAUUGAAGGAGAUGGAAGCAGAUCAGAGCAGAGACUAAAAUUAAUCGAUUUACAAGACGACGUCUUGACCCUCGAACGUAUCGAUUGCUGAACGAUCGAAGUAGACCAGAGCUAUACGAGCUGAAAAAAUAAUCUACCUGACAUUUGACGUAUGCAAAUAUACAAAUUAUUAUUGUCUUUUUAUUUGAGAUUCUCGCAUCUACUUGGGGACUCGGAGCUUGGGGACUUGUUACCUCUUUUCUUUCCGAUCUUCGACCCAAUUGCUAAUGAUCAUUGUCCGCAAUAUAAUCUCGCAUGCGAACGAUUCGCAAGACAUCUCGUCCGCACUCGCGCCGCGCAACAUAGUGGCUAAUGACAAGUAAAUUAAAGGGAAAAUAAUUUGAAAUAUGGAAGGACAAUACUGCUUUUCCGUUUUGUUUAGCUUGUUAAGUCGUAGAGCAGUUGCGACGGAAAGCUUUGCGCUCGUAAAGUACGUUCAUGGCAUUUCAGAUAUUUAUCGACAUUCCUGAUCGUAACAUUGAGAACAUUCUCUUCGCGGCCAUGCGCUUUUUAAACAGACGGUUCAAAUAUCUAAAAAUUUACAUAAAACUCAUUUAAAUUGUGUCUAGGUCUAAGUUCUUUUGAUUUAUGUCAUAGAAACAGUACAUUUUUUCACUUGCAAAUUAAAGCAGAAAUGUUCCUCGUUUAAACAUUCUAAAACUUUUAGAUACUUUAAGAAACAUUCAUAAAUCUAGUAUCACAUUUUUGUGAAUUAUUGAAAGAAAAGACCGCCCAAAGAUAUAUCGUCCUAAAUCAUGUCGUCGUCGCAAUCAGAGAGCAAUGAUCUGUUAGAUAUCGUUACUUUAUAGACGCGAGCAUAUCCCAUUGUUUGAGCUUAUAGAUGAUCUAUGCAUACCGUUAUCUAGUCGCUAGUAGAGGUACUAAGUUAUAAAUCAAUUAUCACGGUUAAAGUCUGCGGUUAGAGUCUGUUAGAUAUAGUGUGCGGACAACAAAGGAGAUAGUUUUAGAACGGUGGUGUCCACUGCGUGUGCAAUAUUAAUUCAGCGUGAAUGCGAUAAGUGCGAUGAAGACUUGCGAGAGUGCGAGAGUAGUCCUUAACAAUACUCAUGCGAGUCAUAGUAGUAAAUCCUCUAGGAGAGGUUGUAAUAACGCGAUUGUAAAAAGAAUCCUAGACGUAAGUUUCCGUUCUUCGUUAACGUUUUAUUUUCGUCCUUUUCAGUCGGUGUGCAACGCUACCGACUUGUGGCAGGAAGAAUGCAGCAUUACCAAAUAAUAAGAAAGCAGUAGCAUAAUUAUGCGAGGUUUCUAUCGUGUACGUUGAGUACAGAGAGAUCUCCAUUAAUUAUAUAUAGUCUGACGUGUAAUAUCAUCUUGUAUUUUAAAAAUAAGGUAUUUAAUCGAUUAGAGACGUAAGUUUCAGUUGUGUUUUGAAUCUUUCGUUGACGCAUUCUCAACCUAUGAAAAAGGUCAGAAGAGUUCAGUCUAGUCCUUAGCUAUUAAGACAAUCGUAUGACACGGACGAAUUUCGCCGUCGAUCAUGCGUUAGUUGAUAAGGUCUAGAUUAAGGUUCUACUUUAAGCGUAACUUCGACAGCAAGUACUGACAAGGGUGGCCAACCAAAGAUAGAUUAAGCUUAUUAAUUGUUAGUUGCUACUCUGAGCCUCGGCGACGUAAACUAGUCCUUUACAAAUGUCUCACAGAAUCGUACUACUGUUUGGCGGAAAAUUAUUUGAUUGAAAUGUCAUUUUUUAACAAAUAGAAUAAUUCUCUGUAAUGAAAACGCAAGUGUUAAAACAAUCAACAACAGCAACAGAUUUCAAUACAUCACAAUUUUUACGACGUAAUAUCAAAUAUCAUAUUUUUAUCUCAUUAAAAUUAACUAUAAUUUAGCAUCUUGAUAUCAUUUCUUACAUAUAAUAGACUUAAGUAGACACACUUUUCUUUGCAAAUAAAAAUAUUCGUGUGGUAAUUUGUCAUGGUAUCGAAAGUUUCAAGAGAAUGCGCGCAAGAUGCGAAUCUACAUGAUAUCCUAGCAAUUUGAAACGGCGCAAAGCUUUUCGAGUUACAGCGUCGAGGUGUUUGAGUUCGGUAUCUCUAAAACGGAUUUUGGGCAGGUUCUUCUUCACGGAGGCCUGCGCCAAGAACGUGACGUUUCCAGCUCGUGAUCUCAAAAUAUGCGUAAUCCUACCGUCGUGUGAUCCAGAACGGCGUGUUCGUGUAUCUAAGCAAAGGAGGAGAAAAAAAACAGAAACAAAAAGCAUAAAUACAGUUAAACGUUGCAUGUAUAGAUUUUAGGAAAAAGGAUAAGUAGUUAUAUACAUAACGAGAGUAAGUGUGUGGCUCCGGCGUGUUUACAAUGACUCUGAGAGAGAAUGCGGAGAAAGAAAGGAAAGAUUAUAUGCAAAUUGGAUUUUGAACAUUUAACGAAAGAGGAUUGAUACUCACCAUGUUUGUUGCAAUUUUGCGCGAGAGCUUUGCUUCUCGGACAAAUUUCCCACUUUGGGAAGGAGGAAAAUUGUGAGAGAGGCAAACGUGCAAUCAUGAGAAUGUUAUGAAAAAUCGUCACUAAAAGUAUUACACUUUAUAAACGAUUCAUUAUAUGACGCGACUUGUUAAUUUCAUUUUACGUAUAUUUUAAUACAAUCACGCGCGAUGCGUUAAGCCUUGAAAGCUCAUCAUAACGAUACGAUAUAUAACUCACGUAUUUCGUGAAAUGUGAUGGUACUCCCUAUUUCUGUAAAAAGUAUAGCUUCGAUGUUAGCAUGUAUGCAUUGAACAAUUGAAAAUAUAGGCGGGAGAUUAUCAUCACGAUCUCCAUCGCAAUAUACAUAUAUAUAAAUGUGUCAUGUGCGUAUACUGAUCGGUCCCUUGAGAAACAAAGAAUUAUUUAUCUAUUACUCCCUUGGAAAAAAAAGCAUUAUUUAUCUCCGUAAAGUAAGUAGAAAUUGUAGGCAAUAUAUAUAUAUACAUAUAUUAUAUACAGUUCUAAACCCUGUUGAUCUGACGUGGCACAAGAAAUGGAUUGUAAAGAAAAUAACAAACCGUAGAAUAACAUAAUCGUUGUCCCUAUCGCAUCAAGAAAUGUUCUGUACAGGUGAAAAAAAAGUCUGUUAAGAUAAAGUUUAGUCGCGCUUUUUGUGAGACCGAUAUGUAAUAUUUAGGAAAAACAAAAAAAAAAGAAAUAAAGAAACGGAAUAUCGUGAGAUGGAAGAUGUGUGACGUAGAUAAGAGUAUAGCGUGUGUUACUUUGAGAAUUGCUUCUUCUCAAUAUGCACGCGAUCGCCCUUAAAUGAGAUCGUCGAGGAAAGCUUAGUUGCGGCUUGCGCUUUUGUCCCGCGACUGCAUUUUGCUAUCAACAAACGGAGAGCGAAUAAAGCGCUGAAAAUACAAGUCACGUUGUAUACUAGUCCGAAUAAAGGAAAGUUGCUGUAUUCUAAUAAAGAAAGUGCGGCUAACGUGAAGCAACGACGACCGUUGAAGAUUCUUCCAGUGUACAUUGUCCAUUUGGAUUAUGAAGAGCAAGAUGCCUCUUGGUUUAAAUUUUCUCGAAACUGGACUUGAUCCACUUGCACUUUCACAGCUUCAGACAUAGAAUUCUUCGCAUUGCUAAGAAAAAAAAAGUUACGUCGCACAGUGCUCUCGCAUCUAUAUGUUGAAAAUGCUAAGCGAUUCUGUAUAGACCAAAAUAUCUAGUUUGCCAAAAUUGCUUUUAAAUAAUUGUCUUUUGUUUUAGAGCGUAUUGUUACGAGGAUUCUGCCAGGAAUUCUGUAAGGUUCUAAGUGUGCUCAAAGCUGGUAGAUUCUUAGCCUAUUGUUAAGAUAUAUAACAGGAAUAUUAAAAUAAAUAAAUAAAUAUAUAUAAAUAUAUAUAUAUUUACACGCGUUAUAUUGAUUCAAUAUUAAUGUUGUAAUUACGCGUUGCUUGUGAAUGUUACAUUAGCGGAUGAUAUCAUUUAAGGGUUGAUCGACAUCAGGGUUAAUCAACGCAUGAGCGGAACGCUGAAACGAAUGUGUACCACUUUAUUUCGUCGUGGCAGAUAGUAAUGUAUAACAAACAUGAUCGAAUAAAUAACUUACGUUACAUAUCGUAAUCCAGAGCUUUUUAUAGAGUUACAGCACGCGUGUUCCUUCGAAGCUACGCAAGUACGUAAUCGCCGCAAGAAAAAUACGUAAUCGCACUCAUACCGCAGUCAUACCGUCGUGCAUUUUGACCAAUUUAAUAUAAUAUGCGGGACAUUCCUUUUAGACUUGUACGUGAAUGGUGGCUGUUGCAGAAAGUUCUCCUUUUUUCGCGAAAGUUUCAAGGUAAUUAGGGGGAACAUUGCGUUGAAACUUUAAAACAGUGUAUACAUAUAUAUAUAAGUUAUCGCAAUAUGAAAGUAUAAACCAAUGUUUCCCCCGAUUUAAUUUAAGAGCACAGAACUCCGAGAACUUGUUUCCAACAUUUCUUACGUGCUUCGCAUAGAAUGGGAAGAUAUCGCGGAAUAAUAGUAAUCAACACGAUUGCAAAGUUAUCAAUCUAAAAAAAUGCGCACAUAAUUCAAAAUACCGUAAUUGAUCGCUCAGUCGUUAAUGCAAAUUUUCUUACCGCAGCUGCAGACAUGAAAAUCUUUAUGUAACAAUAUAAAUCGACCUGCAACCGAUUGACUGACAAUUAAUUCUCAGAGUAUUUUUUUUUUUACACACAAGAUGACAUAAUAGUAUGAUGUAUCCGCAGUGUACUAUUGAUAAUGUAUUAUUAGUCUUCAACUCAAAAUUCCCAGACAACAUGCUCGUCUGAAAGACAUUUGAAAGACGACUUAAUUUAUGACGUCUUUUAAUUGCCUUUAAGGCAUCAUAAUAUGUUGUCUGGAUUCUUUCUAGAACGAUUGCAACAACGAGAAAAAGGAAUGUUAUCAUAAAAAUGCAGCCUUCCCCUUACAUGAAUGAUUUAAUCAAGAAUAUUGAGCAAUAUUCUUCGUGAGACAAGGAUAGUAUUAUAAAUAAGAUCGUAAUCCAAAAGAGCAAAAAUUAGUGUACGUUUUUCUAGAAUAUAGGAAUUUCCAAAUUAUGAGAGAGGAAGGGGGAGAGUAGACAGAUGCAACUUUCUAUUAGGAAAAAUGUGGAGAAAAAUAAAAAAAAAAUAAAUUAAUUAAACGGUCGAACUUUCACUCCGAGAAUCUGGAUUCAAACAUAAUUAGCACGAUCUAAUUGACAUUAGAUUCAAGCAGACAACAGAAAAAUAGUUAGAAUAAUGCGCGCUUUCUGGUAUCAAUAUUGCUCUUGAAGAGGAAGUGCAAGAAAAUUUCAACGUCGAAGGAAAGUUAGUUUAGAUUAAACACUAUUAGGAAGCCUUUCUUUUAAGACAAAAAGAUGCGCGUAACGUUACAUUUCACAUGAACCUCGCGUUUUGAGUGCGUGUGAGUAUAAUUUUAACGUUCAAGAAUAAAAAAAAAAAGAAAUUCAUUAGUUUCGUAACGCAGCUACAUAAUAUUCAUAGUGCCAGUAUAUAAUUAUUGUACACACAUAUUGAGCUCAUGAGUCGGUAAAUUAACGCAGAUUAACGGCAGGUGGAUUGUAUAACGUAGAGAGCGUAGACGAAGACUUUACGUUCCGGUUUCUCGAUUUGUUUCACCGUUCGAGACGGUAUCGGCCCUUAAAAAAUGAAAAAGGUAGCAUCUGGAAUAACGUAUAAUGCGUAAUAAACAAUAAUAAUUCCCUGCGAAUAAAAGGAGAAACACUGAACCUCCAUCCUAAACAACUUAUUAAAAAAUAUAUAUAUGGAUGUGCAAUGAUAUAAUGUACCUAAUUAUCUUAUGCGUGUAUCUGUACAUCUAUAUUUCAAUUGUAAUCUAAUCAAUACUAUAACCAUGUGAUGUAUACAAAGAGUACCAAAACGAACAGCAGAAAUGUUUCAAGAAAUUCUUUGUGUAUAAAAUUUACAAGUGUGAGAGAGAAAAAAGAGAGAGAGAGCAAGAGAGAGAGAAAGAGAGAUUGCGCGCACAGGCCAUUUUUGAAAGCAAAGAUGAAAUAAAUGUAGCGUUGUUAGCAAAUGA